Messenger RNA from Salvia hispanica, 614 nucleotides. Its product is annotated as large ribosomal subunit protein P2B-like. Gene Ontology annotation, biological process: cytoplasmic translational elongation. NCBI's taxonomy places the organism in Eukaryota, Viridiplantae, Streptophyta, Magnoliopsida, Lamiales, Lamiaceae. Gene Ontology annotation, cellular component: cytosolic large ribosomal subunit; ribosome. Gene Ontology annotation, molecular function: structural constituent of ribosome. The record is from RefSeq and is a predicted model, not a curated record.
UAAAUUCUCAACUCAGAAGGGUAAAAUUUUCUUAACCAAAGAAUUCAAGGGUAAUUCUUGUGAGUAAUUCUGAAAUUACUCGCUCUUCUUUUUCCUCCGUUUAUUGAAUUUGAUUUUGAGAAAUAUGAAGAUCGUUGCUGCUUAUUUGUUGGCUGUGUUGGGCGGCAACGCCUCUCCCUCCGCCGAGGAUAUUUCCAACAUUCUCGCCUCAGUUGGAGCUGAGUGCGAUCAGGAAAGAGUUCAACUCCUCUUGUCUCAAGUUGCUGGCAAAGAUAUGACUGAGUUGAUUGCUGCAGGGAGGGAGAAAUUGUCUACUGUACCCUCAGGAGGUGGUGCAGUUGCUGUUGCUGUCGCUGCACCUGCUGCUGGUGCACCCGCAGCAGCUGCUGAGGCGAAGAAAGAAGAGAAAGAGGAAUCUGAUGAAGAGGAUAUGGUGUUCAGUCUCUUCGACGACGAAUAAGAAGAAAUUUUGUUUUAGUUUUAGAUGCUGCUUGAAUGACAGCCAUUUUGCACACUCAAUAUGUGUUACAUACUACUACUACUUUGUUUUGGAUUUUAAUUGCUUUGAAUCAUGUCAUUUACUACAUACUAAUAUAGUGGUAUCAUUUUUUGAA